Messenger RNA from Kluyveromyces marxianus DMKU3-1042, 1335 nucleotides. RefSeq names its product bifunctional cysteine synthase/O-acetylhomoserine aminocarboxypropyltransferase MET17 (gene MET17). Gene Ontology annotation, biological process: transsulfuration. NCBI's taxonomy places the organism in Eukaryota, Fungi, Ascomycota, Saccharomycetes, Saccharomycetales, Saccharomycetaceae. The coding region runs from base 1 to 1335 and encodes 444 amino acids. The record is from RefSeq and is a predicted model, not a curated record. Gene Ontology annotation, molecular function: pyridoxal phosphate binding; transferase activity, transferring alkyl or aryl (other than methyl) groups. The transcript has a single exon.
AUGCCAUCUCACUUUGAUACUUUGCAAUUGCACGCGGGCCAGGAAAAAACGGCUGACGCUCACAACCCAAGAGCUGUGCCAAUUUACGCAACCACAUCAUAUGUGUUCAAUGAUUCCAAGCAUGGUGCCCAAUUGUUUGGUUUGGAAACUCCAGGUUACAUUUACUCUCGUAUCAUGAACCCAACCAACGAUGUUUUGGAAAACAGAAUUGCUGCCCUAGAAGGUGGUGCAGCCGGUUUGGUUGUCGCAUCUGGUCAAGCUGCCCAAACCCUUGCCAUUACCGGUCUAGCUCAUGCUGGUGACAACAUCGUUUCCACAUCUUUCUUGUACGGUGGUACUUACAACCAAUUCAAGGUUGCUUUCAAGAGAUUGGGUAUUGAGGCCAGAUUUGUUGAUGGUGAUCAACCAGAAGACUUUGAAAAGUUGUUUGACGAAAAGACCAAGGCUCUCUACCUAGAAUCUAUCGGUAACCCAAAGUAUAACGUUCCUGACUUCGACAAGAUCAUCUCUGUUGCUCACAAGCACGGUAUUCCAGUUGUUGUCGACAACACUUUUGGUGCUGGUGGUUACUUCGUUCAACCAAUUAAGUACGGUGCAGACAUUGUCGUCCACUCUGCUACCAAGUGGAUUGGUGGUCAUGGAACCACUAUUGCAGGUGUUAUUGUGGACUCUGGUAAGUUCCCAUGGAAGGAGUACCCAGAAAAGUUCCCUCAAUUCUCUAAGCCAUCUGAAGGUUACCAUGGUUUGAUCUUCAACGAUGCCUUCGGCCCAUUGGCUUUCAUUGGCCACGUGAGAACAGAAUUACUAAGAGAUUUGGGUCCAGCUUUGAGUCCAUUCUCUGCUUUCUUGUUGCUACAGGGUAUCGAAACUUUGUCUCUAAGAGCUGAAAGACAUGGUCAAAACGCCUUGAAGCUAGCCCGCCAUCUAGAGAAGUCCCCAUACGUUUCAUGGGUCUCUUACCCAGGUUUGGAAUCUCAUUCCCAUCACGAAAAUGCCAAGAAGUACCUACAAAACGGUUUCGGUGGUGUUCUAUCCUUCGGUGUUAAAGAUCUUCCAAAUGCAGAUGCUGAAACUGAUCCAUUCAAGGCUGCUGGUGCUCAAGUUGUCGACAACCUAAAGAUCGCUUCUAACUUGGCUAACGUUGGUGACUCCAAGACACUAGUCAUCGCUCCAUACUUCACUACCCAUCAACAAUUGAGCCACGAAGAGAAGUUAGCCUCUGGUGUUACCAAAGAUUUAAUUCGUGUGUCAGUAGGUACCGAAUUCAUUGAUGACAUCAUUGCCGAUUUCGAAGAGUCUUUCAAGACUGUCUUCAAAGGUGUUGUUCCUCAAUGA